This is a messenger RNA of Quercus robur (English oak), 1546 nucleotides long. Its product is annotated as anthranilate N-methyltransferase-like. The transcript has 4 exons. Bases 75 to 1295 code for a protein of 406 amino acids. The record is from RefSeq and is a predicted model, not a curated record. Gene Ontology annotation, molecular function: O-methyltransferase activity; S-adenosylmethionine-dependent methyltransferase activity; protein dimerization activity. Lineage: Eukaryota; Viridiplantae; Streptophyta; Magnoliopsida; Fagales; Fagaceae. Gene Ontology annotation, biological process: methylation.
UUUAUUUGACCCUUCGUUACUCAUUUUCAUUUCUCACCGAAAAAGCAAGAGGAAAAGCAGGAAGGAAAGUAGCCAUGGGCAGGAACAGGCGUCAGAAGGCAAGACAAAUGGCUGCUGCUGCUGCUGCGGCUUCAUCAUCUUCAGCACAAACCCACAUCGUCAUCGGCCCAAUAACAAUCAUUGACGACCAAGAAUCACAACGCAUUCAAAAAAGAGAAGAAGAAGAAGAAGCUUUCUCUGAGGCCAUGGAACUGGUGUACGGGUCAACGCUACCCAUGGCUAUACACACAGCCAUGGACCUUGGUGUCUUUGACAUCUUGGCCAAUGUGGGUCCCAGUGUCACGCUCUCUGCUGAGGAGAUUGUGGCCCAAAUGCCCACCACGAACCCGGACGCACCAGCCAUGAUUAACCGCAUUUGUAGCCUACUGCUGCACCAUGGCGUGCUUGGUGUCUCUUUGGAUGAUGAUAUUUUUCACAGGCGAUACUGUCUUACUUCAGUGUCCAAGUACUUUGCGCGUGGUAACCAACAAGAUGGGGUUUCCUUGGCACCCUUGAUGGAUUUGGUUCAUGACAAGGUUUACUUGGAUAGUUGGUCGCAACUGAAGAAUGCCAUUCUUGAAGGCGGACUUCCAUUUAACAAGGUCCAUGGAAUGCAUGCCUAUGAGUAUGCUGGCAGGGACGGCAGGUUCAGUCAAGUUUCCAACACAGCAAUGUUCAGCCACACUGCCAUAGUUGUUAAGAAGAUCCUUGAGUCCUUCAAAGGUUUUGAGAACCUCAAGCAGGUGGUUGAUGUUGGUGGUGGCAUUGGAGUGGCACUUAACUUAAUCACUUCCAAAUACCCCAAUAUGAAGGGCAUUAACUUUGACUUGCCUCAUGUCAUAAAACAUGCCCCACCCUUUCCUGGUGUGAAACAUGUAGCUGGAGAUAUGUUCGAGAGUGUUCCAAAAGGAGAUGCCAUAUUUUUGAACGGAAUACUUCGUGAUUGGAGUGACGAUCGCUGCUUGAAGUUGUUGAAGAACUGCUACAAUUCUCUUCCAAAAGACGGAAAGGUAAUCGUUGUGGAGCAAAUUCUUCCAAUUUUCCCAGAGAUGACCACUUUUGCAAGGGGCAAAUCCCUACUUGAUAUGCUUAUGAUGACUCAAAAACCAGGAGGAAAGGUGCGGAUGCAACACGAAUUGUUUGACUUGGCAUUUGGAGCUGGAUUUAAGACCAUUUCUUUUACUUGUUUUGUCUGUAAUUCGGCUGUUAUGGAAUUCAAUAAGAAAGAUAAGGAAUCUGUAUCAUUUGCGCUGUAGGUUGAACAUAUCUUUUUUAGGAGCUGACAGUCUCUUCUAAACUGUUUUGCCUAGUUACUGAGAUAGGGUAAGGACCAGUUUCUGAUGAUAUUAUGAUAUCAAUAUGGGAUGUUUUGUGUGUAAAUAUUGGAUAAUGAAAAAUUAUUCUUAUUAAUCAAGCUAAUGAUGGCACUCCUUGUAUCUUCCAUCAAAUGGUGCAGCACCUGCGUUAUCGGAUGUGGAUGCUGUGAUUGGCUACCUUUUCAUGUUAA